Molecule: messenger RNA, 581 nt
Organism: Hibiscus syriacus
Lineage: Eukaryota; Viridiplantae; Streptophyta; Magnoliopsida; Malvales; Malvaceae
Product: cysteine desulfurase 1, chloroplastic-like
Exons: 5
Coding region: 1-471 (156 amino acids)
Source: RefSeq, a predicted model, not a curated record
AUGAGUGCCCUGUCGGCUGCCAAGGCAACUGAUGAGUACGAGUUGGCACGGAAGAAAGUGGCAGCUUUUAUUAAAGCAUCUGAUUCUACUGAUAUUGUAUUCACAAGAAAUGCUACUGAGGCUAUUAAUUUAGUGGCUUAUUCUUGGGGUUUAUCCAAUCUAAACCCUGGGGAUGAGAUUAUACUUACUAUUGCUGAACACCAUAGUGCUAUCGUUCCUUGGCAAAUUGUGGCACAGAAAACGGGUGCUAUUUUGAAAUUUGUAAAUUUAGGUGUGAACGAGGUUCCAGAUGUAGAAGAGCUGAAAGAGAUGAUCAUUGAAAGAACCAAACUUUUAGUUGUUCAGCAUGUGUCUAAUGUGCUUGGCUCAGUUCUUCCUAUUGAAGACAUUGUGAUUUGGGCUCAUACAGUUGGAGCAAACGUGCUUGUAGAUGCUUGUCAAAGUGUUCCUCACAUGGUGGUUGGUGUCUAAGGUCUUGAUGCUGACUUUCUCGUUUCUUCUUCUCACAAGAUGUGUGGGCCUACAGGCAUUGGAUUCUUAUUUGGAAAGAGCAAUCUCUUGUUAGCCAUGCCUCCAUUCUU